Cercospora beticola is the source of this 1311-nucleotide messenger RNA. RefSeq names its product alpha/beta fold hydrolase. The record is from RefSeq and is a predicted model, not a curated record. Lineage: Eukaryota; Fungi; Ascomycota; Dothideomycetes; Mycosphaerellales; Mycosphaerellaceae.
AUGGCUCACGCAUGGUCUGAUCUCCCCUCCGUCCUCUCAACAGCCAUCUCCAAAGCCAACAAAGCCGCCGAAACCGAUGGCGAAUUGAAAUCUUUCGCAACAACGAACGCUAUCACUCAACCCGCAACUUUUGGUAUCAAAGCUGCUGGCUCCGACAACGCUAUUGUCGUGACGGUCCAAAAUGGGAAGGUUGAUAUCACAGGCGGUACGACGAAGAAUUGUGCUUUUGCUAUUAGUGCGUUGCCGGAACAGUGGCAGGAGUUUAUGAAGCAGACUCCUGUUAUGCCUUAUCAGUCUUUUUGGGGAAUGUUUGGUAUGAAUAUCAAGCAAGAGGGGAUUUCGAUUGAAGGCGAUCAGACGGAGUUUGCGAGGUGGACUCACAUUUGGCGUAGAGUUCUCGAACUUGUUCACGAUGCACACAGCGGUGUUACACCAGCCGAUAAAGAGCCUGAGACUGAUGUUGAUCACAUCGUUGGUCGAUACGUAUAUCUCGACAACAUCCCGCUCUGGGGCCGCUGCAAGGUCUUCUACGAACAAUCUGGCGAAGGCGAUCAGGAUAUCGUCUUUUUGCACACUGCCGGUUCAGACGGACGUCAAUACCACGGCGUUCUCAACGACGAAAGAAUGAGAAAGAAGUGUCGCAUGACAGCUUUCGACCUACCCGCCCACGGCCGCUCCUUCCCCUACUCAACCUUCCACCCGGGAAACCACACCAACACCGAAGACUCCUACGUCGGGUGUAUCGCGGCCCUGAUCAAAAAGCUCAACCUCAACAAACCCAUCGUCUGCGGCGCCUCCAUGGCAGGCCAAAUUUCCCUCGCCUGCGCAAUCCGCUACAAAGAAGUCGGUUGCGUUGGAACGAUCCCGCUGCAAGGCUCGGAUUAUUUGGAUAUGGAACGUAGCUGGCAUGAUCAGUCUCCGCAUGUGAAUCAGGCGCUGUAUAAUCCGGAAUGGAUUUAUGGGAUGAUGAGUCCUACGGCUCCGUUGAAGAAUAGGCAGCUCAUCUGGCACUUGUACUCCGCACAAGCUUAUGGUAUUUUCCACGGAGAUCUGGACUUCUACUUCGGUGGCUGGGAUGGACGUUCGAGGAUGAAAGAUAUCGAUACAAAGGCUUGUCCUGUUUAUAUGUUGACGGGUGAAUAUGAUUGGAGCAAUACACCUGCCAUGUCUCAGGCUACUUGCGAUAAGAUUCCUGGUGGCAAGCACCAAGCGAUGAAAGGACUUGGGCAUUUCCCUGCGACCGAAAACCCAAAGGUAUUUGUUGGAUAUCUCCUCGAGGCCAUUGAUCAUAUCCAGAAGACGCGCGCAUAG